AUGGAACGGAUACGGAAUUUCCUGUGGCCAAGAAGCGCAGCAGAAUACAUUGAUCUUGUGGAACAACCGGUUGAAGAUCCAACAGCGAUCAUAUGGAAAACGGAUGAGGUUGGAGAAUAUGUUGAUAUUUGUGGUUCAUUAAUCGAAGUAAAUGAAUUUAAUGAAGAAUUUCAAGAAUUAAUUGAGAAACCAGUUGAAAAAAAUAAUAAACUUUCAACAAUGAAAAGAAGGUUUGGAAAUCUGGUGCUUUGUCCAUAUGCUGCACUAGAUUUCCACAAUGAAAGUUUACGAUACGCAGAAAUCGGUUCGAUACAUGUCGCUUUAGCGUAUGCAAAUAGAGCAUCGUGUUUUUUUGAAUUGGAAUUGUACGAUCAAAUGGCAGUGAACAUUGUACUUGCGACAAGUGAUGAAACUUUUCCUAAGUAUCUGUUGCCAAAAAUUAUGGAACUUAAGAAAACGGCAGAUUCGAUCAAAAAAAACGUUGGACAAGAGGAAACUUAUGAAGAAGCAUUUGCAGCAUGGGUAAAACGGGCAAUCGGAAGGGAACCCCAAUUGAGUUACUUAGCCAGCAAAAAACAUCCAUGUUUGGCUGAUGUGGUGGAAAUCAAAGAGAGUGCACAAUAUGGUCGAUAUAUUGUUUCAAAGUAUGAACUUCCAGCUGACCAAAUCAUUUUGAUUGAAGAAUACUACUUGAAUGCGGCUGAUGUUAAAAAACUUCGUUCAUGCGCCACUUGCUCAAAAGAAGACAACAAUUUCAUUGCAUGCGAACAUUGUACGGGGGCAAUGUUUUGCGAUAAAACUUGUCAGAAUCGUAACGAAUUACAUAAAUGGGAAUGCAAUACGUUUAUAACUAGCAUAUAUAAUCGUGCGAGAACAAUCAUUUAUUCAAUUUUGUUAGCCAUUGAGGCAUACACAGAAAACGGCAGAAUCAACGUGAACGAGCUCAUGGAAUAUGUGAAAGAAAUGUUAGACAAAAGGAAAAAUGGAACGGAUAAACUACCAGAAUCAACGCUUGACUCAAAGUCAAAAUAUCAAUUCUUUUUAAAAUUGGCAAUAUGCGAUCUUCAAUCUGAACUAAAAGAAACGUUCACUAGUCUAAUUUAUGUGACUUUUUCACUUUUGAUGAGUGUACCGAAAAUUGAAGCUGCAUUCAAAAGUGAGAAAGAGCGUAAUUUUCUUAUGCAUUUGAUAGGUCACCAUAUUCUAGUUAUUUCUACAAAUGCGUUUGGGGAUGAGGAUAAACUGUCACUAGGACUCAUUGAAUCAUUAUUUAAUCAUUCAUGUAAACCAAAUAUUGAUCGCAAACAAUUUUUAAACAAGCAAUAUUAUUUCAUAGCAAAUAAGGUGGGAAAAGGAGUUCAACUUUUCAUCAGUUAUCUUAAUACUGAAGCGCUUAAAACCAGUUCAACUAACAGACGGCAGAUUUUAUUUCGAGGUUUUGGUUUCAUUUGCAAUUGUAUUAUUUGUGCUCCCAAAGUUCCAACGAUAUUCGAUAAGUGUAAUCGUAAAGUCUUUAAUAUCUUAGUCAAUCGAUUUUGUACUCAAGAAGAAAUUAAUGAGAUUCAUGAAUUAUUAUAA
Messenger RNA from Contarinia nasturtii (swede midge), 1578 nucleotides. Its product is annotated as SET and MYND domain-containing protein DDB_G0273589-like. The transcript is spliced from 3 exons. The record is from RefSeq and is a predicted model, not a curated record. Bases 1 to 1578 code for a protein of 525 amino acids. Gene Ontology annotation, molecular function: protein binding. NCBI's taxonomy places the organism in Eukaryota, Metazoa, Arthropoda, Insecta, Diptera, Cecidomyiidae.